Messenger RNA from Scaptodrosophila lebanonensis, 4298 nucleotides. Its product is annotated as dipeptidyl peptidase 9. The record is from RefSeq and is a predicted model, not a curated record. Gene Ontology annotation, molecular function: dipeptidyl-peptidase activity; serine-type peptidase activity. The transcript is spliced from 8 exons. Bases 672 to 4106 code for a protein of 1144 amino acids. Gene Ontology annotation, biological process: proteolysis. NCBI's taxonomy places the organism in Eukaryota, Metazoa, Arthropoda, Insecta, Diptera, Drosophilidae.
AUAAAAGCAAUAUAUUUCGAUCGUUUCGUUUGCGGCCGUAUAUAAUAAAACUUUAAAUUAGAAUUGUGGUUUAACUUCCGUGCACGUGCGCUUGAAAUUUUUGAGCGCGUCACGCUUUCACUUUCUCCUACAGAGAAGAUAAAAAACAACAACAAUUACAAUAGACGACCGACCACGACGAAGAAGAGCAACACACAGAAAAGCCGAGCGCGAGGCUGGUAAGCAAGCAUGAGUGGAGAAAAUAGCAGACAAGCAGAAACGGACGACAACAGUAGCAACAACAACAGUAAGAAGAACAAGAGCAACUGGACAAAGAACACGGCGAAAUUUGUUUAAAAAUAGUAUUUAAAAUCUUUAUGAAAAGAAAUUGUAAUAAAUGCAGGCGCAACAACAAUAGUACUGACCACGACCACAAAUGAGCGCGACGCAACAGCAACAACAAAUACAACUGGAAAUUAACCCGAAAGCAUCGGCAGCGACGUGUGUGUGUGCGCUUGUUUGCGUUGGAACGCACAAAUUAUAAUUUAGGUCAAAUGCGUGUUGAAGAAGCCAGAACACGAGCCAGCAUUUGGAAAUUCAAUUGACAAUUGCAGAACCAAGACUAGAAGUACACAUCAAAUUGCGAUUGCGUUGCAAACUCAUAAAAUCUCUAUGCCAGGAUAACGCACAACAUGGACAACACCCAACCGCAACAACAGUCGUCUCGAAAUCGCCUGCCCUCCGCCUCAUCAGCAGCACCAUCAGCAGGCAGCCCACCAUUGAGCGCUAGUCUAGGCGGCGGUCCCAAUGCCACAGCAGCUAGCAGCAUUUUGGGAGCUGAGACCACAUCUAAUAGUCCGCAUCAGCAGCACAGUCGACCUGGCAAUAUCGGACAUCAGCGUAGCCAUAGCAUAACAAAUACCGCCGCUACAUCCCUUGCAAAUCUCAUAGACGGCUUUACGGCGCGUGUGGCCAGCACAGCGGUUAGUGUGGCCGGCGGUGGCAUCUUGGAUCGCAGCCACAGUGCCGCCAGCACGCCCAGCUCAACGACAUCCGGUGGUCUGGCGAGCAUUGGCAUUGGUCCCGGUUCGAUAGCUAGUUUAACGAGCAUUGGCUCACUGGGCACCACAGCUAAUGCAUUUUACUCCUCAAUAGGCAGUGCUCUCAAUUCGAUAACAUCACCCAUUACGGCAGCAGCUGCCGCUGCUACUGCCACAACCACUGAGGUGGUUGUAGCCGCCGCCUCUGCCAUCACAAAUCACCUCAGCUCGCCCACCAGCGGCUCCCCGCCCCAUGGUCUCGGGGAUGAUGACGAUGACUGCGAUGAUUGCGAAGACGAUGACGAGGAUGGUGUGGACAAUGAUGGUCACAUUGCGGCGCCAACUCCCAAAAAAACCUGGGCUGAGAACAAAACCGUUGUUCAAGAGAUGCGCAAACAAUUGUCCAAUUUGUCCACUAUGGUGCCAACAAAUGUGGAAUUUCGCAACUUAUCAGAUGGUCGAGCGCGUUGCUAUUUCCUUAGCACUCCCCCGCAAACGUGGGAGACAACAUUGCUCUUCAUUGACAUCAACUUGAGACAGCGCAAUGAGCAGCAGCUUCUCGUUCAGGAAUUGGGGCAUGUCGAGACAAUUGGCGGCGAUGGCACUGGAUCAAAUGCAGCAACAACAACAACAACGAACAUGCACUCUGGCGCCAGCUCGCCAACGCCAAGCUCCUCGGCUACACCUUCGUUUCAUUUUGGUGGCGGCCUCGGACAACCGCGACUGCACAAGCCAAGACUACCCUGGCAUCCGGUACUGCAACAGCCAAUACCGAGCGCCACAAUCACCAGCAGCAGCAGCAGUGGUGGCAGCAACAGCAGCGGUUCUAGCAAUCCCUAUGCACGUGAAUUCCAACUACUGCAGGAGCGCAAACGCCUCCCCACCUGGGGCAUUACCUCCUAUGAGUUGCACAAGCCUAGUGGCAAGAUUGUGUUCCCCUGUUUCAAUGACUUGUAUCAAUGCCUGGACACGGGCUAUAAUACGGGUCUACUAUUUCCCACACAGCUGCGCACAUGUCCUCAGUGGGCCGCACUGGACCCGCAAAUAUGUCCGCAGAACUCCGAUCUGAUUGCCUACAUCAGUGACUGUGAUAUUUGGGUGACGCACACGCUCAGCGGCAACGAGAAGCGUUUGACUUUCACGAGCAGUGGUCGUCGGACGUAUGCGGAUGAUGCCCUCAGUGCCGGCGUUCCCUCGUAUGUCAUGCAGGAAGAAUUCAGUCGGUAUCAAGGAUACUGGUGGCAGCCGCACUCAGAAGAUGGCAUCUAUCGCAUUGUGUACGAAGAGGUGGACGAAACAGAUGUAUCCCUGUAUACGUUUCCAUCAUCAUCGACGGCUGUGCCGGGCGAGGUAGAUGAGUAUCGAUUUCCACGUUCUGGCACCACCAAUGCCAAGUCUAAGCUCAAAAUGGUGCAAUUCGUGCUGAACGAAGCAUUGCAAAUUAGUGAGAUCUGUACCAAGGAUUUGCCUUACUCCCUGCUCGCUGUUUUCCCAUGGCUGGAAUAUAUAGUGCGAGUCGGCUGGACGCCGGAUGCCAAUUAUGUGUGGCUGCAGGGUCUGGAUCGUAAGCAGCAACGUUUGGACGUGCUGCUCAUACCGCUGGACAACUUUUGCGAGUCUUACAGCAGUCAGGUGUCCACACCCACAGACUCGAUCGGGGACCACAGCUGGCGCAGUCCCUACAAUCGCACCAUAACGCCACUGCAGGUCAUCUAUACAGAGCAUUCGGAGAGCUGGAUAAAUGUGCAUGAUUUACUUUAUUUUCUGGAGUUCACAGACCGUACGGUCACAUAUGUCUGGGCCUCCGAGGAGACGGGCUUCAGGCAUUUGUACUUGGUUACCUCCAGUCUGCUGUUUACGCACGUCAAUGGCUGUCAGCAGGACGUAGGAUCGGCAGCUCAACAGCAAUCACAGCCCUCUUUUCUGGAACCGGCAGCGUUGCAACCGCGCAUUGUUAAUAAAGUGGCACUCACAUCCGGCGAAUGGGAGGUGUUGGCACGCAGUCUUUGGGUGGAUAAACCGAAACAGCUAGUCUACUUUGUAGGACUGCGUGAUACGCCGCUGGAAAAGCAUUUGUAUGUGGUCAGUUUGCAGCGGCCAGAGCACAUACGUCUGCUCACCGAACCAGGCUACUCGUAUCUGGUGGAAUUUGAUGAUCAAUGCCAUCUGAUGCUGUUGGUCUAUUGUAAUAUCCAGCGUCUGCCCAGCUGUAAGGUGAUGCGUGUAACGCAAACAUGCCAGAAUGGCGGCGUCAAUGGCAUUCAAAUCUCAUUGGUGGGCUAUUUGCAUGAGGGGGGGAAGCCGGAGCCACAGUAUUGUCCGCAAAUAUUUCGACCACAACUGCCAUCUGGUGAAAUAGUCUAUGCCAUGGUGUUCAAGCCGCAUAAUUUUCAGUUGGGUGUCAAGUAUCCGACUGUUCUGAAUGUCUACGGCGGACCCGAGGUCCAAACGGUCAACAAUACGUUCAAGGGAAAACAUCAGCUGCGCAUGCACAUGCUGGCCGCCCAGGGCUAUUGUGUCGUCUGCAUUGAUUCCCGUGGCUCCCGACAUCGGGGCAUACGCUUUGAGAGUCAUAUACGCGGGCGCAUGGGUCAAGUAGAACUAACAGACCAAGUGGAUGCCCUGCGCAUACUGGCCGAUCAGUUGGGAUACAUUGACAUGGAACGAGUUGCCAUACAUGGCUGGUCCUAUGGCGGCUACCUCAGCCUAAUGGGUUUGGUGCAGUAUCCGGAAAUCUUUAAGGUGGCCAUUGCAGGCGCUCCAGUUACGAAUUGGGAGUAUUACGACACUGGCUAUACGGAACGAUAUAUGGAUUUGCCGCAGCAUAACGAGGCCGGCUAUACGGCGGGCUCAGUGCUCAAUUACGUGCAAUCGUUUCCCGAGGAGGAUAAUCGUUUGCUGCUCAUACACGGGCUCAUCGAUGAGAACGUGCACUUCUAUCAUACGUCGCAGCUGAUCAGCGCCCUGAAUAAGGCUAAUAAGCCGUAUUCGUUGCAUAUAUUCCCCGAGGAGCGGCAUUCGUUGCGAAAUUUGGAAUCGAAUAAAAACUACGAAACGAAAUUACUAUCCUUCUUGCAAAACUUAUGAGAUUCGUAAAAAUGGCACAAUACAUUAUCCUUGCAUACAUACACACACACACAGCGCUAGUUUAUCGUUUGUCGUCGUCCUGUUAGUGUUUUUAUAUAAAACCCGAACCCACAUAUAGCGCCCCAUGAUAUCAAUAAUUGCAUAUAUGUCUAUAUAUAUUAUUGUAAUAAAAUUCACAUAAAAUUUGCAAAA